GAGGUGGUGUCCGUACCCAGAUUGCUCCCGAAUGGUUGGGGCUGAGCCGGUUUUUGUGGGGCUGCAUAGAGCUGUUUUUAAUUCACUUUUAUUCAUUGUGAAAGGGGGGUCGAAAGAGAGAUUUGGGAGGGCUGGCUGCUUUCCUUUGCUUUAAGGGUUGGCGUUGGUUGUCUCGUAUUGAUUAAUACUGGGUAGUAGAGAUUUAAAUAUACACUGGUUGAAUACCACAGUCUUAAAAGUUUUGCAGCUAUGAUUGCCUGCCAAAUCGGGACUGUCUGUAGAUAAAGGAGCCGCAGCAGAAAGAGAACUGAAGCCCAAUGUACCAGUAAGUAGAUGGAAGCAGUAUUCCAGUACAGAGCAAUGACUUCAGAGGUCAUGAGCUAAACUGCUGGGCUCUUAUUACCACUGUAUUUUAAUAUGGAAGUUUAUGCAGUCUAUUGCAUCUGCAGACAUGGAUUUCAAUCAACUGGAGGCAUUCUUGACUGCUCAAACAAAGAAGCAAGGUGGGAUCACAUCUGACCAAGCUGCUGUCAUUUCCAAAUUCUGGAAGAGCCAUAAGACAAAAAUCCGAGAGAGCCUCAUGAACCAGAGCCGCUGGGACAGUGGGCUUCGGGGCCUGAGCUGGAGAGUUGAUGGCAAAUCACAGUCAAGGCACUCAGCUCAAAUACAUACCCCUGUUGCCAUAAUGGAGCUGGAAAUAGGGAAAAGUGGACAGGCAUCUGAAUUUCUGUGUUUGGAAUUUGAUGAGAUCAAGGUCAACCAAGUCCUGAAGAAGCUCUCAGAGGUAGAAGAAAGUAUCAGCACACUGAUGCAGCCAGCCUAGCUGAAGAUGGAGUUGUUGAAGCAAAGGUGUUCAUGAUCCCUCCCCAGUGACCUGUUUUGUUUUUUUUUUUUAAAUCUUAUUCCCUCAUUAGUAUUAAAUCUUCAAAUUCAAAUC
This is a messenger RNA of Diceros bicornis minor, 937 nucleotides long. RefSeq names its product copper metabolism domain containing 1 (gene COMMD1). Bases 428 to 823 code for a protein of 131 amino acids. The record is from RefSeq and is a predicted model, not a curated record. The transcript is spliced from 4 exons. NCBI's taxonomy places the organism in Eukaryota, Metazoa, Chordata, Mammalia, Perissodactyla, Rhinocerotidae. Gene Ontology annotation, cellular component: endosome. Gene Ontology annotation, biological process: copper ion homeostasis; regulation of proteasomal ubiquitin-dependent protein catabolic process; negative regulation of sodium ion transmembrane transport.